Molecule: messenger RNA, 489 nt
Organism: Charadrius vociferus (killdeer)
Lineage: Eukaryota; Metazoa; Chordata; Aves; Charadriiformes; Charadriidae
Gene: CALML4
Product: calmodulin-like 4
Exons: 4
Coding region: 1-489 (162 amino acids)
Cellular component (GO): myosin II complex
Molecular function (GO): calcium ion binding
Source: RefSeq, a predicted model, not a curated record
AUGCUUCUCCCUCCCCCUUUCACACUACAGGCGAAAUUUCUGUCCCAGGAUCAAAUUAAUGAGUUCAAGGAAUGUUUUUCUCUGUACGACAAGAAACAAAAAGGCAAGAUAAAAGCCUCCGACCUGAUGGCAGUGAUGCGGUGCCUGGGAGCCAGCCCCACGCCAGGAGAGGUGCAGAGACACCUACACCUGCACAAGAUCGAGAGAAACGCUGAGUUGGAUUUCUCCACUUUCCUGAAUAUAAUGUACAGGCAGAUGAAGCAGGAGGAACCCGAGAAGGAAAUCCUCACGGCCUUGUCCAUGAUAGACACGCAGAAGAGAGGCGUUAUCACCGUUUCGGAGCUGAGAGCCAAACUAACAAGACUUGGAGAAAAGCUUUCUGAGGAAGAAGUUGAUGACCUGCUAAAAGAAGCCAAAGUUGGACCAAAUGGAACAAUAAAAUAUGAAGAAUUUGUCCGCAUCAUUUGUCUUCCUACAGUCGACUACUGA